AUGAAUUUGAAGACGCCACGACGACCAUGGCUCCUACUUCAACUCAACUUGCUGGAGCAGAUCUUCUCCUUGGUCUUGCAGCUGCAUCAACAACAGCCCCUGCCCCGCCACCAAAGCAGACUAUCACUCGGAAAGAGAAACUUCAACUUGCAAAUGAGAUUCGAAAAGAAAAAGCCCUUGAUGAUGUCAAGAAAAUGGCUUUCAGAGAGAUUCCACGCACAGGAUAUGGAAUUGGGAGAAAAUUCUGAAGAUCCUAGUGCUUUUGUCCAUCCCACCACAGCGGCCACACUCCCCCCAGCCCCAAACGCAUUCUCCGUCGCAUACAACCCAUACAAAAAGACAGCUCCUCCAGUACAACCAGUUCCAGUCGCAUACAAUGGAUAUGCCAUUGAUGCAGAGUCCUUGGACUAUUGGUUCUUCAAUGUUCUUGGUAACACACGCGACAAAAAGGCUCAUGCCAUACUCAACCAAGUGUGCAUAAUCGUGGCAUUGAACUUGAAGAAGAAGUCAGGUAGAAACAACACGAAAGGCCAUCCAUUCCAGCCCAACUCCAUGGAGCAAUUCUUCCGAGGGACCUUCAAUCGCUUGAAAAAGAAAGGAAUCAUGUUCGACUUCGACAAGGACUUCAAUGAGGCCGGUCAAUUCCACGGUGUCGUCAAGGAAUGGUGGGCUGAGUACAGGAAGAUCGACCCAAAGUUUGGCACCAAUAGCGAGAAGAAGAGGACCAAUGAAGAUAUUUAUGGACUCGUUUGUAAAGUGGUAAGAGAUGGCGUGAUUUCCAUCAAGGAUCGACAACAUGUCUUUGAGGGAGUUCACUUCAAUGAUGGUUUGUUCAUGUGUUUCCGGGGAAAGCAAGAUCAUGCGGCGACUCGAAAAGACAAUCUUCGUAGUAGAGUCUACGAGGCUUCUGAUCAACUUGAAGAUGACAGUGAGGAGGAUCUUCCCGGAAUACCAUGGCGGGGAUUCUUCAUUCCCUUCAACAAGACAGAACAGCUUGAGUUUGGAAACACCAGUCUUCCACCGGAACCCGAUAGAAUCAAGACCAUGCAUGCGCUCAUAUCAAAAAGAAUAUGA
Messenger RNA from Seminavis robusta, 1074 nucleotides. The record is from the annotation of a GenBank genome assembly. Lineage: Eukaryota; Bacillariophyta; Bacillariophyceae; Naviculales; Naviculaceae.